Condylura cristata (star-nosed mole) is the source of this 681-nucleotide messenger RNA. It is a transcript of the gene ZC2HC1B, whose product is annotated as zinc finger, C2HC-type containing 1B. Lineage: Eukaryota; Metazoa; Chordata; Mammalia; Eulipotyphla; Talpidae. Bases 1 to 672 code for a protein of 223 amino acids. The record is from RefSeq and is a predicted model, not a curated record. The transcript has 7 exons.
AUGACUGAUGCAGAACUGUUUGUAGCAGAUGGCAAUCAGGAAUUAUUUCCCUGUGAAGUCUGUGGAAGACGCUUUGCAGCAGAUGUUCUGGAAAGGCAUGGACCAAUAUGUAGGAAACUCUUCAACAAAAAGCGUAAACCUUUCAAUUCCUUAAAACAAAGAUUACAGGGCACUGACAUUCCCACUGUGAGGAAGGCCCCCCAACCCAAGGCUCAACCGGCGAGGAAAUCUAAUUGGCGACAACAGCACGAAGACUUCAUAACCGCCAUUCGAGCAGCAAAGCAGUGCACGCUGGCCCUGAGGGAGGGCCGGCCGCUGCCCCCGCCGCCCCCUCCGUCUGUCAACCCAGAUUAUAUUCAGUGUCCAUACUGUAAGAGGAGGUUUAAUGAAACUGCUGCCAAUCGACAUAUUAAUUUUUGCAAGAAUCAGUCUUCUCGCCGAGUCUUUGAUCCAGCCCAGACAGCGGCCAAAUUAGCAUCCAGAGCACAGGGUCGGCCUCAGAUGAGUCCGAAAAAGGACCCAACUGUGACCAGAGCCGUGGGAACUCUGCUACAGAACAGGGCCCUGGAGGGCCCCAGUGUGAUCUCAGUUGGGUCGGGUGAAUUAGCAGUGGACCCUGCUUCUGGAGCAAAACUCAGACCAGGAUUUACUAAAUCUCCUAAAAAAGAUUAACUCUUCGAG